Messenger RNA from Geodia barretti, 3619 nucleotides. The record is from the annotation of a GenBank genome assembly. Lineage: Eukaryota; Metazoa; Porifera; Demospongiae; Tetractinellida; Geodiidae.
AUCCAGCAACUAGGGCAGUGCCCGCAAGAGUUUUUAUUUCACCCAACUACUACAUCUGUAGUCACUCAUACCAUCUCCACCACUUCACCCGAUCAGUUCAAGAGCCCUUCGUAUGCCUUGUUCCAUAUUACAUCUCUGAGUAUGGCAUUCUUUGCUUCAACUGCGGGCUCACCUACCGUGGAACCUUCACCUCACACUCCAUACUCAACCGCAUACACUCAACCCUCUCCUUCCCCUCCACACUCGACCACUGUUCCCCAAUCCUCACCUAGCACACCCACCGAAGAGCAGAGUAACACGCUGAACUUCGUCUAUGUAGUUCUGGGUGUUGCUGGUCUGUUGAUCCUCGCUGCUAUUGCAACUGCUGUCUUAAUCGUACUCGGCAUACGAUGCACGAGAAAAAAGAGAGCAAUCAGCUUUAAAAAAUGUUAAGUAUAGACGAAGAACGCCAACCUAUGUGAUUGCCCCAGGGAUGCACCAUGACAAAGAUGACAGCCUCAACAAAAGUGGCACGGCAUUGAGAAGAAACUCAACAAUCUACUCUAAACCAACCUGGCCUGGCCGCACGAAUGAAACUGAUCCAAGAGAGCAUCAUUAUGCCGUUAUUUCAGGAGACCAAGAGCGUAAUGAGUACAGCUAUGCCUACCGACACGACGCACUUCCAGCCCACACAUUAAUGAAGCCAGCAGCGGAGGAAGGAAGUGGAAAAACAGACGGGCCUUAUCAGAAGAUUGGAACUCCUGACUACAUACAAAUGUACUCAAAACCUUCCACUUUUCCUCUUAGCAGCGAGCAGAGUCCUAGUCCACCAGCGUGCAAAGAAGAAAAGCGGUACACCAAAUUAAGUAGUGCAACGCUGAAUGAGUCAAGUGUUUAUAAUCAAACCGACAAACGUGGACAAUGAUCAAGACUAAUAAUGGUGAUGUCAUCGGUGUGUACAAUAUAGAAUUCUCUCCCUAUGUUAUUCAUAUCCAUACUUUCAAAAAUGCCCAAAGUGGUGAUUUCAUAACCAGUAAAAACAAACGCUUGCAGCGUACAUACAGCAUUCGUUUCCAGUAUAGCAUCGUAGACGUGGACAGAGCUCAAGUAAUGAAUAGGUCUGAGUUUGUGCUUGAGUACAACUCUACAUCAAACUCAACAUCCGAGCUGCCCUGUGGUUUGAUAUGUAUCUCAGCCAGUGGAGGCAGCCUUUUGCUUCUCCUGACAGCUACAGCAAUUGCUCUUCUCCUUGUCUGCUGCUGUCUAGUCAAACGAAAGAGAGCUUCGGUAGUGCUGUGCUGUGUUUGCUGCACGAAUCGGCGUCGGAGAGCGGGUAAGUGAAAUGACGACUAUAGCUAUAUCGACGCUGCACCAAAGCUACCUUUUUGUUUUAGCUCAGCCGACGUCCACGACAGCAGACGACGGCGGACUUGGAGGACCACGUGAGAGGCAGCAACCCUCGGAAAUAAUACACAACAACGCCUAUUUAUCUUUUGAGAUCCUGCUAGAACAGUCAACAGACGAACCAUCAGGGGAAGAAAACGAAAAAUAUGGGAACUAUGGACUAUGAGCACAUCUAUUCAAGGCCUACUCCAUUAUGACGAGUGUACAAAACGACAGUUAUCCCCAAAACAAGAGUAAAAGAUACACAGAAAGUUUUUGACAGUGCAAAAUGUGUUGACAAUAGCCACAUAUCACUCCAAAUUUAUGUAAUGCGAGGCGCGCACCAGUUGUAGAUUCGUAGCUAAGUGGAUUUUUCGACUUUUGACGAUCGAUUAUCAUGGGGUCCUCGCUGGGCUGCUUUGAUGAUGAUGACAAAGACAACGAUACUGUCUGCUACUCUUUGGUAGGAGUAACGGGAGUGUCACUGGUCCUGCUUUUAGCAGCAGUGCUAGUUCUGUGCUGCGUGUGGCGCAAGAAACGGCAACGGCGGAGAGCAGUUCAAUUCGGAGAGCAGAUCAAUCAUUACGAAAAAGAUGCCAAGAACCAGGUUCUGCUUCUUGGAGAGUAUGCAGAAGUGGUGGACGCCAUUCACUCACGGCCUCCUGGGAGUGACAUUGGGGGUCUGAGACAGAGUAGGCUGAUGAUGCCGGAGAGGACUUUAGAAGAAACGACAAACAGAUCAGAGGAAGGACCUGUGUUAGUGCUUCCGUUGAUUAGGGAGAGAGGUGUGUGCACGAAACCACCACCGCUUCAACUGCAGCUGCAUCACCAGUCGAUGAUAAAGAGAAAAGCGGCAGAAUUCCGUGCACGGAGCGAGGUUCUCAUCGCCAAUCCCCUGAAAGCCGGAGCUAAUCAUCUGAUUACUGAUAGCACGGCUAGCGACAGUACCGAGCAUGUGUAUGAUUCAGUCGAUUCAGUUACCACUCCAACUACUACAACUACUCCAGAAGCAGCCGCGGUUCUUGGAGCUCAACUCGGAGGCAGCACUAACUACCCGCCCAUCUACCACGUGUUGGAAGGUCCAACACCUGUACCACAGACCAGUGAACCAUCCCCCGUGAACCCCCAACCUUCUGUUCCCCCUAAACCACCCCGAAGCCGCCAAAGAAUACAGUCGUGUGCCGCGUUGGACGCAAGAAGCCCAGAAACUAACGAGCAUCCCCAGUUGAGAUCUGUUCAGAGACAACUGAGCUCGGUGGUGGCCAUAUACGAAGGAAUGCCAGAGAGGGAGAGAUCGGCCUCAUCUUUGCUGCUCUCUCCACACGUGACAAGAGGAGCAGGGAGAGAUAGUGAAACGCCACAAAAGGACUUUAAGGAGCAUGUGUAUCGGGCUCUUCACGAGUCACCUCAUGCUCAAAACACGCCACAGUUAGCUGGAACACGACAACAGCACAAGGAAAAAACAGUGAAGACAAACAACGAAAAUGGGUCCCAAGUGUGCUUUCAGAAGAAAGCGGAGGAAUCCACUGUUUACAAAACUAAGGAGCAUGACUUUCAAUCAGAGCUCCCAAAGAUUCCACAACGGAUGUCUUCUGAAAUACCAAAGGAAAACAUGCAUCCCCAACAUCUCGCAAAGAAAGCAAGGGCUGGUGGUGACUCAAACAGAGCAGAAGAGGGCCAAUACUACGCUCAGCCCUUCGUAAAUAAGAGGCAAUCUUCAGCCGAGUGUCACGUAUUUGAUGACCCUGCUUACUGCACACAGUCAUGUGGGGGCUCCAAGAAACUGGCCAGCAGCACUGACAGUGCAAUUGAAACUCCACAUUUUGACGAUCCUUCUUAUGCCACACCCUCCCCGAAUAGCAAGCAGGACAUAACCCAGUCUGCUGACAGCCUCUUUGAUGAUCCGAAAUACAACAGCUCGGGUGCUAUAGCAGAUCGCCGGAGUCUGAGGGUCAAAUUCGACGACCCAAAGUACAACCCAGUCCAAGUACGAAACGUCUUGACCAGGCGCCUAAUGGAGGGAGAGAGAAAAGGAGUUCGCCACAGUUCCUCUGCGGACCACUUUGGUGCUUCUAUCUACUCGAGCGGCGCCGAGUUCUCGGAUGACUUAGAAGGCAAACUCAGAGGAGGAAACAGCUUGACCAACUUGGCUGAGCAAAGAAGCGGCAGAGUUCACCGUUUCAAAGCUACUAAUGUUUAGUGUUUCAUAAGUGUGUGUGUGUGUUUCUUUAUCACAGGCGUUCUGAUAGAUACUCUA